Molecule: messenger RNA, 4869 nt
Organism: Parus major (Great Tit)
Lineage: Eukaryota; Metazoa; Chordata; Aves; Passeriformes; Paridae
Gene: OPHN1
Product: oligophrenin 1
Exons: 24
Coding region: 43-2433 (796 amino acids)
Biological process (GO): signal transduction
Cellular component (GO): cytoplasm
Molecular function (GO): protein binding; GTPase activator activity
Source: RefSeq, a predicted model, not a curated record
CUCCGUAGGCGCAGCGCGGCGGAGCCGGGCCGAGCCGCGGCCAUGGGGCACCCGCCGCUGGAGUUCAGCGACUGCUACCUGGACAGCCCCGACUUCCGCGAGCGCCUCAAGUGCUACGAGCAGGAGCUGGAGCGAACCAACAAGUUCAUCAAGGAGGUGAUCAAGGACGGCAACGCGCUCAUCGCCGCCAUCCGCGGAUACUCCUCAGCAGUGCAGAAGUUCUCCCAGACUCUGCAGUCCUUCCAGUUCGACUUCAUCGGUGACACACUGACGGAUGAUGAGAUCAAUAUUGCCGAGUCCUUUAAGGAGUUCGCGGAGCUGCUGCACGAAGUGGAGCUGGAGAGGUCCAUGAUGGUGCAGAACGCGAGUGAUUUGCUGAUCAAACCUUUGGAAAACUUCCGGAAGGAGCAGAUAGGGUUCACCAAGGAAAGAAAGAAAAAGUUUGAGAAGGAUGGUGAGAAGUUUUACUCUAUGCUGGAUCGCCACUUGCAUUUGUCUUCCAAAAAGAAGGAAUCUCAGUUACAGGAGGCUGACCUUCAGGUGGACAAAGAGAGACACAAUUUCUUUGAGUCCUCCCUCGAGUACGUGUACCAGAUCCAGGAAGUACAAGAAAGCAAGAAAUUCAGUAUUGUGGAGCCGGUGCUGGCAUUUCUCCACAGCCUCUUCACUUACAACAACCUGACAGUGGAGCUGACGCAGGAUUUCCUCCCAUACAAGCAGCAGCUCCAGCUCAGCCUGCAGAACACAAGGAAUCACUUUUCCAGCACACGGGAGGAGCUGGAAGAUCUGAAGAAGAGGAUGAAGGAAGCACCUCUAACCUGCAAGCUGCCUGGGCAGCCGACCAUCGAGGGCUACCUGUACACUCAGGAGAAAUGGGCGCUGGGCAUCUCCUGGGUGAAGUAUUACUGCCAGUACGAAAAAGAGGCAAAAACCUUACGGAUGACACCCAUAGACCAGAAGCCUGGAGCUAAGCAGGGCACGUUGGACUUGACCCUGAAAUCCUGCGUAAGGAGGAAGACUGACUCCAUAGACAAAAGGUUUUGUUUUGACAUUGAAACUAAUGAAAGGUCCGGGACCAUCACGCUGCAGGCACUCUCAGAAGCCAACCGAAGGCUGUGGAUGGAGGCCAUGGACGGGAAGGAGCCGAUUUAUCACAGUCCCAUCACGAAGCAGGAGGAAAUGGAGCUGAACGAGGUGGGCUUCAAGUUUGUUCGCAAGUGCAUCAACGCAGUGGAGACCAAAGGAAUCACUACGGAGGGUGUGUACCGGACUGUUGGCAGCAAUAUCCAGGUGCAGAAGUUACUGAAUGCCUUUUUUGAUCCAAAAUGCCCUGGGGAUGUGGAUCUCCAGAGUGGGGACUGGGACAUCAAGACCAUUACCAGCUCACUGAAGUUCUAUCUCAGGAACCUGUCUGAACCCGUCAUGACGUACAAGCUCCACAAAGAGCUGGUCCUGGCUGCCAAGUCCGAGAACCUGGAUUACAGGCUGGGAGCCAUUCAUGCACUGGUCUAUAAACUGCCUGACAAGAACAGGGAGAUGUUAGAACUCCUCAUCCAGCACCUUGUCAACGUCUGUGAGCACAGCCGGGAGAAUCUGAUGUCACCGUCCAACAUGGGGGUGAUCUUCGGGCCCACCCUCAUGCGAGCACAGGAGGACACUGUGGCAGCAAUGAUGAACAUCAAGUUCCAAAACAUCGUGGUUGAGAUCCUGAUAGAGCACUUUGGGAAGAUCUACUCUGGCCCCCCAGAAGACACCACAGCCCCCCCGGUGCCCCCACCCAGGGUGGCUGCCCGGCGGCACAAACCCAUCACCAUCUCCAAGCGUCCCCUGAGGGAAAGACCUGUCUUCUUUGGUGCGUCUGUGGAGGAGAGCGGAGCAGAGUGGCUCGGGCAGACCCCCAAUGGUGGCGGUGUGGAGGUCCCCAAGCCCCUGCUCCGCAGCCGCCUGCCCGCGCCCCGGCCAGGGGGGGACGAGCCGGGGCGUUCCCCCUCUGAGAGCCGGCCCCAGCCGCGCCCUGAGCCCGAGCUGGGGAAGCUGGGGAACAGGCUGCAGGAUGGAGGGGUGAAGCCAGCUGGCAGGGCGGCCAACGGGGUGGUGACCAGCCCUGCCCUGAGAACAGCCACACUGCAGGCCAGGAGACCGGCACCCCGGCCGGGCAUCUGCAGCAGGGAGGGUGACUGUGACGGUGUCCCUAAGCCACGUUCCCAUGGUGAUAAGCCCGUGAUAACACGUCCCCCUGUGAGACCUCCGGAUCCACCAUGCAGGACUCCUAUCCUUCCAAAGCUGGAGCAGAGGCCAGAUCUGAUAGCAGGGACAGCAGAGGAGAUGCCCUCAUCUGUGGUGGCCUCUAGGACCAAGUUCUUUGAGACGGCUUCCCGAAGAACAGGCAGUUCUUCAUCACCGCAAGGCAGGAUCCCAAGUGAUGAGAGCUGAGCCUAAAGGCUUUGUAAGUACACCUCAGCCCAGCUGGACCCAGGAGACUUUCUGUGUUUGUGACCCAGGAGUCAGAUCUGAGCCUUGCCAGCCCCAGUGCCCUGGAGAGCAGCUAUCUUACCGGACGAUGAUUUCCGAGCCACAAGUAGCUCAAGAAAUUAGGAGAGGGAGACCAUGAUGGAGAGCAGAUCCUGCCCACACGUGUUGAACUGUUCCCUGCCCUCCCACCUCUCCUCCCUGCAGGCUGUGAUGGCGCCCGUGUGUGCCUGCGCAGGUGGCGGCAGCAUGGGCAGGGCUGGGGGACAUGGACCUGUUCACCUGCUCACUUUGGAGAAACAUGCCUUGAAAAGGGUGUUGGGACAGCACAAAGGCUGAGUUCCUGUGUUCAGAUGCCAGGGCAAAACAGCUGCAGUCCCCCCUUGUCCUGAGAAGCCCCUUCCUUUGUGCUUGUGUCCCCCACUUGGUGUCAGUGUGUGGGACACCCGUGCCUGGUAACACUGCCCAUGGUGAUGCAGGCUGGGCAGGGACAGGUGAACCACUGUGCUCAGCUCAGUGGGAUGUCUCCUCAUCUCCUCCUGGACAUCCCUGGCCUGGGACACAACGCUGACAGAUGGAACUUGGCCAGGGGCUUGGUCUGAGCCGUGGCCACAGCCUUGCCUGAGGUCAGCUCUCAGGCAGCAUCCGUGGGUCAGCAGCCUCCAAGAGCACAGCUGGGGAAGGGGGCAGGAGGUGCUCCUCCUCUUCCUCCACUGCCUCCUCUUCCAUGUAAGCCACACUCCCACAGAUCCAUUUCUCACAGGCCCACCAAGAAGUCUCCAUCCUGGCUGAUUGCGGUGGCCAGCACAGAGGUGCUGAGGAUCUAAAACUCACUGUUUGUGGGUCAAACCCUGUUUUUUUUUUUAAGAACUGCCCAGUUUCUUACUUACUUGUUUAUUCAUUUCCAGUAGAAGAUGCCCAGUCUGUCCCUCAGCCAUGGCCCUGUGGAUGAUGUCCAUUGACCCAGGAGGUGUCCCUGGCCAGGACCUCUGUAGCAGUAGAGGCUUGUCUGUUCCUCCAGCUGCCACCGGCACCCAGUUCCAGGGCUGUGCACGCCAGAGAGGCACUCCUCUGCUUCCUCCACCCACCCAAAGAUGAUUCCCCCCUUUUGAAUGGUUUUCUUUAGGUGCUGAGACCAUUUGCAGAACAGUGGCCAAACAUUCCCACAGCUGCUUCCUGGCUGCUCCAUUGCUCGAGCGUGCUGUGUCCUGCCCGGCACAGGUCCUUCCCACGUCCUGGCUCUUUGCCUCUGCAUGACCCUGUGUCUUUUAUUGCUGGAUGGCACACACUGGCACUCAUGUGUGUCCUGUCCUUGGUGCUCUCCUCCCUUGGCUUCAGCAGUGCCCCAGCUGCUCCCUCCUUUAGGCCUGGCUCAUGAAAGUGGCUUUAAAACCAAACCAGCCUUGUGCUGUGGCAGUUGAGGCUGUGCCACAUGCACUGGCAGCAUCUGGGGCUGUGCUGGGCCCCUCCUGCUGCAGCCCUUCACCAGGGGCUCAAGGAUGAUGCACAGGCUGAUCAGGGAUCUCUGAACAGGUAGGAUGGAGCUGAAGCUGGAGCUGAGGCUGCUGCUGGUACCAGCCUGGCAGUGGGGCCACCUGCCUGCAGCACAUCAACCCCUGGCCCUGUUGGGGUCUUGGGCUUGUGGCUCCCACACAAAAGGCCAGCAUUUCCCAAAUGUCUUUCUUGCUUUGGGCUGCUGUUUGAGGACCCCCUGAGCAGUCUGGGAAGCUCUUUGGGUUCUGCCGAUGCACAUGCCUCUGGAGGUGACAUCCUGCGGGAGCAGUGGUUUGUCACAUCCUCCUCCUGCUCAUGCCCACUGCCCAGCACAGACCCCAGCACAGAGCCAGGCUCCCUGGGUAGGGAGAAUCCAAGGGUGGUUUGGUUUCAGUCUGACAGUGUGAGCAGUGGGGAGAGGCAGCUUCUUGCAGACUAUUUCAUGGUGUCCUUUUUAAGUUCUUUGUCACUUGUAUGUCUGUGCUGAUUUUUCCUGCACCUGUGGGUGCAGCUGAACACUGGGGACCAGCAGUUGGAGCAGUGGGGGACGCUGGUUGUGCUGGCGGGGGGCUGUGGGGUCCAACCUCUGCUGCCAUGAGGCACAAUCCCUGCUGCUGUGGGGCACAAUCCCUGCUGCUGUGGGGCACAAUCCCUGCUGCCGUGGGGCACAAUCCCUGCUGCUGUGGGGCACAAUCCCUGCUGCUGUGGGGCCAAAUCCCUGCUGCCAUGAGGCACAAUCCCUGCUGCUGUGGGGCACAAUCUCUGCUGCCAGUGGCCAAAGUGACAGCUGGGAAUGCAGGAUCACCCUAUGCAGCACAGCAGCCCCCCAGCAUCAGCCCUGGAGCCAUUGUGAUGUGCAAAAGCUUAGGUUACUGCAAGUGUUUAUAAAGUUUCCAUGAAGUGAAA